UGGCACCUGAUCCCACCUCUGAUGUUUUGGAGGUCUGUGUUUGCUCUGCUCCUAUUUUGUAUCGUUUUAUGGACUUUUGACCUUGAAUACUGUUUGUUAUCUCCAUAUGUUUCAUUACAGCUAAAGAGACAUGGUAGAAUUAGUGUGAACAGUGCCGAGCUCUAUGACAUGCUGACAGACGUGUCCAGCGGUACCGGUCGUCGUGAUCUUGGUCAACAAGAGGAAGGCGACAUUGGAAAUUCCGGAAAAGUAGGCAGCCAUGAGAAUCUUCAUCAACUACCACAAGUCAGACCAAGAAGAACAACACCAGUUUCAGAUAUGUCGGUGUUUACCGUGGGGAAUAGAAGUAAAUCAUUUCCAUUUAAGAAAGAUCUACCAUCGCCCACUUCCUCUGUGAGAAAACUUGAUGCCAGGUCAUUGGAAAAAGAGCUUCUUGUCCAGUUCAAAAACAGACGACUUCACCCUCACUCUCACGUACAGAUGGGAAUAAACAAAUCACCAAGGCAACGACUUCAGAACUCAUUCUACCCACAUGCCAAACAACUAGCUGUCCAGUCAUUGGAUCAAUUUCAACAUAACGUUGACAGCGCCACGAUGAUAACAUGCACGGCAGACGACCAUAUUACGGUUGACGUCAUGGACACUUCCGACGUAAUGAGUAAAACUGUACACAUGGACAAUCAAAGUGUUGAUGGCAGGAUACAUAACAUUUCGGACACAAAAACAACUACACCUAAGAGUCGCUUCAAUACGACUUCGACCGUACAAAACGCUUAUUUUGAUAGUGAGCAGAAAUUAAUACCAAAAUGGAGGAGCUUGAAUGAUGUUAGUGACUCCGCAUUUUACUCCACAACCAGAAAACCUAGAGGUUAUGCUGUUAUAAUAAACAACUAUGAGUUCUACAAAGAGAUGAUAGCAUUAACACACAGUGGACCGCAAACACUCCGAAUGAUACAGAAAGGUUUGAGGCGAGAUGCCUCAAUAGAAGACGCAGAUAAGUUGAGUCGAUUCUUCAGGGAUGAACUGCAUUUUAUUGUCAAGGGAUACGCAAACGUACCUGCUUACGACAUGAUCAAGAUUCUUAGUGACGUCAGCAAUGCGGACCAUGCCCAGUUUGACGCGUUUGUAUGCUGUAUUGCUAGCCACGGCAGGAGAGGGACAUUGUUCGGGAGCGACUGUCGAGAAAUUAAGGUAGAAGAUGUCACCAGUCUUUUUACCGGAAGUCGAUGUGUCUCUCUUUCAGGGAAACCAAAAUGUUUCUUCAUUCAAGGUUGUCGAGGAGACCAUUAUAGUCUAAAAGGCAUUUUAAGUGGACCAGCCAAUGGUGUAUCACGUGACCAGCAUUACAUUCCUCCCACAAGCGAUUUCCUGAUAGGUUAUUCCAUGGUCAAAGACUGUACAGAAUUUCAUGUACGACAAAGUGAAAGUCUUUUAUACAAGACACUUCUGAAGUACUACAGAAAAUACUCCAAGAGAUACGAUCUUGUUAACAUCAUUGUUCGUGUUAAGAAAACGUUAGCCAAGUUGCAGGAGAAAACAAUUGGAGCAGAGAAUGUGUUCGAAUGUAACUUUAGAGCUCAACUAGCAUUCUAAAAACAAUUAAAUGAACUUGUACAAAGAUUUUUAUAUUGUUUUAUUUCUUCAAAGUGAUGAUUUAAGGAAGCUUUAAACACUGCACACUAAAGAGCUCCACUUAUAGGGUAGUUUUAUACAGUUAGAGG
Messenger RNA from Saccostrea cuccullata (small rock oyster), 1721 nucleotides. RefSeq names its product caspase-8-like. Lineage: Eukaryota; Metazoa; Mollusca; Bivalvia; Ostreida; Ostreidae. Gene Ontology annotation, molecular function: cysteine-type endopeptidase activity. The record is from RefSeq and is a predicted model, not a curated record. Gene Ontology annotation, biological process: proteolysis. The transcript is spliced from 9 exons. Bases 22 to 1593 code for a protein of 523 amino acids.